UGGGGUAUUAAUGAUCAACGAAUUCGGCUUGUUCGGAUCUGCAAGAUAAGGCUGUCUAUCUUACAGUACGUAUAGUGCCACACCAGCCAUCCGGUGAACGCUGAAAGAAUUGGUCGGAUGUAAUGGUCUGGAAUAUCCUCAUUCCUCACUGGUCUCGAUAAUGAAGACAUGUCCUACCUCUUCCCCUUUUUUUCCCUCCCUUUCUCUUUUUCUACGUUCUUGUUUUCUUUUUGGUUUCGCUGUUCUUGCCUCAAGGUAUUUUUAACAGCAAAGAAACCCCCUGCUCUGAAGAGCUGAGAAAGGGCCCAUCCGGGUGCAUGGCACUAAUUUCCGAUUCUUGCAGCUCGCCAAGGAGUCAAGACCUCGGCGGCGAUCAAUACGGGCCAGCCAGCAGAGACUGCUGUUGGCCACCGGCCAGGCACAGCCUGCCCUCAAACAAUGGCAAUCACACAACUUCCACCUUUUCCAUCUUGAGUUGCAUACGUGGUUCUUUGCACUUUUUGAGUUUUUAUUUUAUUUUUAUUCGUUUUUUUAUCGCUUGCGUCUUUAUCAGCUCGGCUUGAAUGCCUUCGCCUUCGUUACUUCUUUCGGUUUUGAUUUUUCACGGACUAACGUUCGUUUUCAGAUUCUGCAACAGAUGUCAAUUGUCAUGGUGCUUGCUUCGUCACAUUAGCUGAUUGACUGACUGGUCCAUCUCAAAACUGGACGUCGUCUCCUUCAGUCGCCAAGCCAGUAUAAUUUGCCGCCUCGUUUUGGUUGGCUGAUAUAUAUUUUGUUUCUGCACAUAUCAUGCCUGGAAUUUGAAAAGAUAGCAUAGAAUAGUAAUUCUCUGUUCCUCUACUGGCCUCACUUGCGUCAUCGGCGUCUUUCACGAUGCACCUGCCGGCUAGCCUCGUCACACUCACUGUGCUGGCUCUUGCCUGCGCGCAGACCGUCAAGCAGAACCCCAAGCGCGGCCUCGUGUUCGUGCCCAAUGACGCUACUCCAAGGGACAACUACAUUUGGACCAGGCCGCCGACGACGCUUUCGUGGUACUAUAACUAUGGCCCGGAGCUGUCUGUAGUCUUCAACAACCUGACACAGGACCAGUUCGAGUUCGUCCCGAUGCUGUGGGGCGCGUCGUCGGACCCCGAGGUGGCCAGGACGGACACGAACUUUGCGGAAACAGUCAAGGAUGUGAUCAAGAAGCGUGGGGUCAACAUCACGCACGUCAUGGGCUUCAACGAGCCGGACAUGGCGGGUGAUGGCAUGUCCAACAUCAGACCAGACAUCGCAGCGCGUGUCUGGGUCAACAACAUUGUGCCGCUGCAGGAGAUGGGCGUCAAGGCCGGCCUGCCCGCGCCUACGGCCAGUUGGGACGGCAUACCUUGGCUCAGGCAGUUCUUGGGCAACUGCAGCAACAUCAUCAGUACUGGUGGUGAGAGGAAAAAUUGUACAUUUGACUUUGUGCCAAUUCAUUGGUACGGGAACUUUGAGGGUCUGGCGUCCCAUAUCGGGACGUAUGCUGCUGCGUUCCCCGGCAAGAAGAUAUGGGUCACAGAGUACAACGCCGACCACCAGGACCUGGCAGCGACGCAGGAUUUCUUCAAUCGCUCGCUCGAAUAUAUGGACCGGAUCGACGAGGUAGAGCGUUACAGCCUAUUUGGUGCAUUCCGGGCCUCUACUAGUAAUGUUGGCCCGAACGGAGCCAUGCUCUCCGCCGGGGGAGAGCUGACCGACAUCGGGGCGUGGUAUCUCGGUAGGAAUGCCAUGGGAGUGGCGCCGUCGAGUACUGUGGGCAGUGCUGCCACAGAGAUCCAUGUGGGUUUGAGGGAAUGGUUGGUCAUGGUAUUUGCUGCGGUGCUUCUGCUGUAAUGAUCCCUAGCGUGGUAAUACGGAUUUGAGCAUGAAGACAAGGACGAUGGUGGCUGAGCUUCAGCUCCUAUGACUAGAUUACGUACUGCACUUUUAGAGAGUUGCGCCGUAAAAUGGCAUGAUGACGAUGAUCAUACAAGGCUGCAGCUUAACUGUCAGGCACAUAUCCACUCAAGACAUCUCAUGAUAAACAGACAACGUUGAUACAAUGAAGGUAUAUAUGAUCAAGACAAUUUCAAAGGCUCAAAAGGGGUAAUAG
Molecule: messenger RNA, 2113 nt
Organism: Pyricularia grisea
Lineage: Eukaryota; Fungi; Ascomycota; Sordariomycetes; Magnaporthales; Pyriculariaceae
Exons: 2
Coding region: 874-1854 (326 amino acids)
Biological process (GO): fungal-type cell wall polysaccharide metabolic process
Cellular component (GO): fungal-type cell wall
Source: RefSeq, a predicted model, not a curated record